Labeo rohita (rohu) is the source of this 1466-nucleotide messenger RNA. RefSeq names its product sulfotransferase family 5A, member 1 (gene sult5a1). Gene Ontology annotation, cellular component: cytoplasm. Gene Ontology annotation, biological process: sulfation. Gene Ontology annotation, molecular function: sulfotransferase activity. The coding region runs from base 67 to 1008 and encodes 313 amino acids. The record is from RefSeq and is a predicted model, not a curated record. The transcript is spliced from 6 exons. Lineage: Eukaryota; Metazoa; Chordata; Actinopteri; Cypriniformes; Cyprinidae.
UUAACACCUCUGUCAGAUCAUUAGACUGUCUGUUCUAUAUACCUUAAAUCACACAUACAUAUUGACAUGGCUCGACUAGAUGUCACUGAAACUUUUCACAGCAUCACUUUUCCUGGCCACAUGCAUACUGAAGAAUCAUUGAAUUAUGCGACCAGCUUCAAGUUUCAGGACACAGAUACUGUAAUUGUCACCUACCCAAAAUCAGGAACCACAUGGAUGCAGGAAAUCAUAACUCUGGUUUUGAGUAAAGGGGACCCAGCUGUAGCCCAAAAUCAGCCCAACUGGGCCCGUGCACCAUGGCUUGAGCAGUACUACUGCGCUGAUGUUCUAAAAGCCUCUACCGGGCCUCGUAUUAUUACUACACAUCUGCCUUACCACCUGCUGGCACCUGCCCUACAACACUCCAAAGCAAAGGUUAUAUAUGUAGCCAGAAAUCUCAAAGAUGUGUCUGUGUCAUACUAUCACUUCCAUAAGAUGGCCAAUUUUCUGCCCAACCCAGGCGCUUUCUCUGAUUUUAUAAACGACUUCCUGAAGGGUGCAGUGCAUUAUGGCUCUUGGUUUGAUCAUAUCAAGGGCUGGACCAGUCACGCAAAAGACAUUCAGAACUUUCUUUACAUCACGUAUGAGGAAAUGUGGCAGGAUCUUCAUGGGUCAGUUCAGAAGGUGAGCCGUUUCCUGCAGUGUCCUUUAACUGAGGAUGAGCUGAUCCUUGCUCAAAAGCACUGUAGCUUCAAUAGCAUGAAGGAAAAUGCCAUGGUGAACUACACUCUCAUCCCUCAGGAGAUCAUGGACCACAGCAAGGGCAAGUUCAUGAGGAAAGGUAAAGUCGGAGACUGGAUGAACACAUUCACUGAGGAGCAGAGUCGUCUUGUUGAUGACGUCUACUCUUCACAGAUGGCAGAUUCCUCACUGCUGUUUAAAUGGGAAUGCCCUGAGGAGUCUCGAAGGCCACUGAUGGACAUUAACACAUCAGAAUCCCACAUGCGAAAGAUCACUCUACUCACAUAAUCACUCAUCACUGAUAAUAUACUUUAUUUUACAUUUGAAAAUGUUUCCAAUAUUUCACACUGAAAUGCAUACUAAGUAGGCUAAAAUAUUUCAUUCUUUUCUGUUUUUUUCUAUAUUGUAAUUUAACUAAAUAUUAAAAAAAAAACUUUUUAAAAGUUUUCAUCCUGAGACCUUAAGAGAAAUGUAGCAAUAUUUAUGUGAUAUACUUUCAUUUUCAAUUUUGGUAAUUUAUGCAAUGUGGCUUAAGUGUUGUAAGUCUAAUAAAGUAGUAAUGUUUGAAGAUUAACAAUAAUGAUAUGUAUAUAAGAUAGUAUGAUGUAGAUUGUGUGAUAUGAUAGAGAUGUAUUUUACAAGGCAAUAUAAUGAAUAAUGAUAAUAAAUUUUAUCAAUCUGUGUACUUAUUCUAGGCAUGGCCUUGAAAUGUUAUGAUUUAUAUAAACCUAUUCAACAACCUUUAA